CAGUUCCGCUGAAUGUCUCGAGCAGAUUCAUUUGUAACAGAACUACAGGUGUUAUUAUUAGUUUCCUUCGACAGACGGAGCAGGUAGAAGUCAGCCAUAGAACCAAAAUAACACAUCACGGAGGUUAUUGUAGAAAGUGCUGACGGAAGGUAGUUUGAUCUGUAGAGUCGGUAGCUUCACGCCAAGGAAGAAUAAUAUUAGAGCUCUUAAAGAAGUUAACGUUCAGAGGAGCCAUGAUGAAUUGACUGUCAGCGUUCUGUCGACUUCAGGAGGCUCAACAGAAACCAUGCUUCAGUUUUUGGGACUACGGAAGGACGCCAAGAAGUCAACAUCUGACAAGGAAGCGGAUGGAGGCUUCGUCAUUGUUGGAGAGACGACUGACGAACGAAGCCAGAGGGUUAGGACCGUAAACACUGGACAGCCCUCAACAAAUGUCAUAGUCCAGCCAUCAAAGUUCCCCUAUCCAGCUCCAUCUCAAACAGCUGAUGCAAAUCCACCUCCAGCUUUACUUGAUGUGGGACCAGCAGGCGGCCUUCAGUCUGUGGAAGUCACUUCAGCGCUGCCGGAUCUUCUCGGAGACGUCCCCUUCACAUUAGCCCCUCAUGUCCUGGCCAUGCAGGCCGGGUCCAGCAUGGUCCCAGAUGUCCUGCUGUCCAGAGACGUAAACUACAACCUGGCUAGUUUCCAGUAUGACUUCACCUUAGAAAAUUCUGUGCUACACAACAGUUAGUCUGUUUGGGUUUUGACAUCAUUAGGAGCUCCCACUCUAGAGAAGUGGGCCCAUUGGCUGAUUUUGAUAGUUCACAAUUAAACUAAUCUAAAAGGAAACUGAUUAAACAGCUGCAGAGAACCGUAUAGCUUUACCAUUCUCUAGUUGGCUCCUUUUUUUCUUCUUUUUUAAUCUGAAAUAGGAAAUAAUUGAUUCAGAUUUCACACAAUGUUACUGGAGAGAAGCCCAGUUUCUUUCAAAAGUUAAGUUACCUGGUAGCUCAGUGAAGAAUAAUUUAUCAUUUGGUCCUAUUGUUAAGACACAUCACCACCACUUUGUACAGCAUACAUCAGUGCUACUGUUGGUCAUUUGUUCCAGGAAAAGUCCCAUUUAAUCCUCCUUUGGCUCCAGGUUUUUGUCUGAUAAAAGAUUUGACCCCGACUCAUGUUUAGCAGUAUGACAGUCUGAUUAUUGGUCCUGUUGUUACCAACAUCCUUGUCAGGACAAGUUACAGGAAAUGUUACAAGAAAUGAGUUCAAGGUAGUGUUUGCAUGUAGGUUAAUUUUUAAGAAUCAGAUGAAUAAUAUUGAUGUGAAAGCUUUACUAAUCUUAUAAUACCUUCUACAUCUGUCACUUUGAAAUGCUGUAAACAAACGGCUCAGAAUCAGCCUUUUGUCCACAUCUUUGAACUGUGGUAGCAAAACUAUAUCAGAGCUUAGCUGCAGUUAGACUCGCUUCAAAAUAAUCGCUAUUAUUGAUGUUUCAAAAUUUAUUUUUAAGUAGAUACAUUUACCUAGGUAACAGGUAAACGUAUCUAAUGUAUAAACUGAAAAAACAAACAAAUGUAUAAAUGGUUAUAUAUUGAAAAAAUGAGUAAAAAUCCUGUCAAACAAAUCACUGGUAACAAAAACCUUACAUUUACAGUGACAAACGUAGCAAAAUGAAGGUUUGUUUUCCACUGAUUACUGUCUUCACCCCUUUUUAUUGCUCUCAAUCAACAUUUUUUCCUUCUAUUCCAUAAUUUUCCAUAAUUUAGAGGCUCUUGCAAGUUUGUCUGUGUAUUUUUCUAGUGUAUUUUUAUGGCCUGCCUAUUUUUAAUAGAGGCGAAUCAAAUGCACAUGCUAUUAGUUCAGAUUUUAUUUAGGAGGCAUGUGUUUUAUCCCUGCAAAAGCUGCGAUUCAUGGCAGGAUGGAGUGGAGGCCCACAGUGGAACUGUGGAACAAUAUCAUGAUUUGAUCCCGCCUCACAUCUCAGCACUUUUAACUUCAAGGUUCUUCUGCUUAAACUAUUUUUUGAGAUCCUUUUAAUUGCUAGGUAAUUUCAUUUAAAGCAAAAAUGCACUAUAAAACUCUUUUGGUCUUCCUCUUUGUAAUGUUAUUCGCAAAUGGAAAACAAUAGGGGAAGCAAAUGUGCAAUACAUAAAAAUGAGGUGAAUCUGUUUACCGGCUUUAAUAGCAGUUGUGGCUAAUUUACCAUAAGAAGUAAAUGACAUGGCUAAUAACCUGCUUAAAUGUGCGGUUUUUCCAAUGCAUUGUUGGCACCAAGUGUUUGUUUGUGUCGGUUUCUACCUGAGUAUUCACACUUGUUUGAAUCAAUCAUGAAUUUCAAGGUACAUGCUAAAAUACCAAUCUUGUGUUCCUCAGUUGGUAACACUGUAGAUGUAAUGAUAAUGUAUUUUUUUUCUUUGCCUUUGUUGUGUUUAGUGCUGUUUUCUAGUUAAUGUUCUACGUUUAGCCAUCAUUACCAUGCUUCUUUUUUUUAAUUGCUCCUCUACCACUUGUGCCUUUAUCAUACAGACCACCCAAUAAAGUCUUUUUCAUGUAUAAA
Messenger RNA from Xiphophorus maculatus (southern platyfish), 2536 nucleotides. RefSeq names its product UBAP1-MVB12-associated (UMA) domain containing 1 (gene umad1). The coding region runs from base 287 to 730 and encodes 147 amino acids. The transcript has 4 exons. NCBI's taxonomy places the organism in Eukaryota, Metazoa, Chordata, Actinopteri, Cyprinodontiformes, Poeciliidae. The record is from RefSeq and is a predicted model, not a curated record.